Molecule: messenger RNA, 3779 nt
Organism: Hibiscus syriacus
Lineage: Eukaryota; Viridiplantae; Streptophyta; Magnoliopsida; Malvales; Malvaceae
Product: DNA mismatch repair protein MSH7-like
Exons: 17
Coding region: 181-3642 (1153 amino acids)
Biological process (GO): mismatch repair
Cellular component (GO): nucleus; MutSalpha complex
Molecular function (GO): ATP-dependent DNA damage sensor activity; mismatched DNA binding; ATP binding
Source: RefSeq, a predicted model, not a curated record
GACGCCUCAGAUCAUUUUCGAGAAAAUCUGACGUUCCAUAUAUCUUCUUCCACAACCAGUAUAAAUUGUCAUUUUGGAGUUCCCGAGGGGCGAAACUUGGCGCCAAAAAAAAUUGCUUCUUAACCUGCUUUUUUCACCGCUAUCACCGUGCCUUCUCGCUCUCUGCCUAUCGAUCUGAAAAUGCAGCGCCAAAAACCGAUAUUCUCGUCCUCGCAAAAGCCUUCGUCGGCGGGCCAAAACGUCGCCGUCGGAGAGCUAAAAUGCCGAGGAGCUUCUCAGUUUCCUUCAACUCAGAACCAGAAUGGCGACGUUUGUGGCUCGUCUGUAGAAGUCACUGGAACUGAUACUCCGCCGGAGAAGGAGACUCGCAAGGUGUUUCCGGAGAACUUCGCAACGAAUGUUGGUGGUAGUGGCUCUUCUUCCCUGUUUUCUAGUAUCAUGCACAAGUUUGUGAAGGUUGAAGACCAAGGAAAAGGAAGUCGGAGGAACCAUGCAGGUGUCGAUUGUUCGAAUGUAGAAGAAUUGCCUAAAGUGGGGUUAACCUCUCAACCAACAGAAAAGACCAAUGUUAUAAAUGUUGAGGAUGGUGAUGAUCUCAGGCCAGAAACACCUGCUACAAAACCUGGUGUUUCUCGUUUGAAGCGGAUUCAAGAUUAUUUCCCUAAGUUUGGGGAUAAGAAGGAUAGUUCUGUAUUAGAUUCCGGUAAAAGAGUAAAGCUUAUCCAGGAAUCUAUUGUCGGGAACAAUAAUCAUAGGAAUGAUACUGAUGCUGCUAGGAAAUUUGGAUGGCUUGAUCCUUCUUGCAUCAAGGAUGCUAAUAGUGCGGAUAAAAAGGAUAGUUCUUUAUUAGACUCCAGUAAAAGAGUAAAGCUUCUCCAGGAAUCUAUUGUUCGGAACAGUAAUAAUCAGAAUGGUACUGAUGUUGCUAGCAAAUUUGGAUGGCUUGAUUCUUCUUGCAUCAAGGAUGCAAAUGGAAGAAGGCCUUGUGAUCCCCUUUAUGACAAGAAGACUCUUUAUAUACCUCCUGAUGUUCUCAAGACAAUGUCAGCAUCUCAAAAACAAUAUUGGAGUGUCAAAUGUCAAUAUAUGGAUGUUGUUAUCUUCUUUAAAGUGGGGAAAUUCUAUGAGCUCUAUGAGAUAGAUGCUGAAAUUGGCCACAAUGAGCUUGAUUGGAAGAUGACAAUAAGCGGAGUGGGCAAAUGCCGCCAGGUUGGUAUAUCAGAAAGUGGAAUCGAUGAUGCUGUUCAUAAGCUGGUUGCUCGUGGAUACAAAGUGGGACGUGUGGAGCAGUUAGAGACAUCUGAGCAAGCAAAAGCUAGGGGUGCAAAUUCUGUCAUUCGGAGAAAAUUAGUUGAAGUGAUCACCCCAUCAACAACAGUUGAUGGUAACAUUGGACCCGAUUCUGUUCAUCUACUUGCUAUUAAGGAGGAAAACUAUGGGGUUGAGAAUGGUUCAACUGCAUAUGGGUUUGCCUUUGUUGAUUGUGCUGCUCUAAAAUUUUGGGUUGGCUCCAUCAGUGAUGAUGCUACCUGUUCUGCUCUGGGAGCUCUCUUGAUGCAGGUGUCCCCUAAGGAAGUCAUAUAUGAAAGAAGAGGGCUGUCCAGAGAAGCUCAUAAAGCACUCAAGAAAUACUCAUUUAGCGGAUCUACUGCAGUUCAACUGAGUCCUGGAAACCCUACUGAUUUUCUGGAUGCUUCUGAAGUUAGAAAUAUGAUUCAGUCGCAUGGUUACUUAAAGGGGUCACCUAAUUCAUAUAUUAAAGCUUUUGACGGUAUAGUGCACCAUGACAUUGCAGUGUGUGCUCUUGGUGGAUUGGUCAGUCAUAUGUCACGAUUGAUGCUGGAGAGCAUUUUACAGAGUGGAGAUGUUUUACCCUACCAAGUUUACCAAGGUUGCCUCAGAAUUGAUGGCCAGACACUAGUAAAUCUUGAGAUUUUCAGUAAUAAUGCUGAUGGUGGUUCUUCAGGUACAUUGUAUAAAUAUCUUGAUAACUGUGUGACCUCAUCUGGAAAACGCCUUUUAAGGAGCUGGAUUUGCCAUCCACUAAAAGAUGUUGGUAGCAUUAAUAACAGGCUAGACGUGGUUGAAAAACUUAAGUCACAUAUAGAAAUUAUGUUAAUCAUUCCUCAGUAUCUUCGCAAACUUCCCGACUUGGAAAGGUUACUCGGACGUGUUAAGGCUAGCGUCCAAUCAUCGGCUUCUCUUCUUCUUCCCAUGAUAGGCAAAAAAGUAUUGAAACAACGGGUAAAAGCUUUUGGUACACUUGUCAAAGGUCUCGGGAUUGGAAUGGACUUGUUAAGGCUAUUUCAGAAGGAUACAAAUAUGGAAUCUCCAUUAUCAAAAGUUUUUGAACUUCCAAUUCUAAGUGGUACUAACGGGCUUGAUGAAUUCCUUACUCAAUUUGAAGCAGCUAUAGAUAGUGACUUCCCAAAUUACCAGAAUCAUGAUAUAACAGAUGCGGAUGGUGAAACACUUUCUAUACUGAUCGAGUUAUUUAUUGAAAAAGCUUCUCAAUGGUCUCAAGUUAUUCAUGCCCUAAACUGCAUCGAUGUCCUAAGAUCUUUUGCAGUAACUGCAAGUUUAUCAUCUGGGACCAUGGCAAGGCCUGUUGUAUUGCCCCCGUCAAAUACCAUGACUUCAAACCAAGAAACAGGACCAGUGCUUAAAAUUACAGGACUUUGGCACCCAUUUGCCCUUGGGAAGAGUGAGGUACCACCUGUUCCAAACAACAUUUUCCUUGGUGAGGGUGUAAAUGACUGUCAUCCCCGUGCUUUGCUAUUGACUGGACCGAAUAUGGGUGGAAAGUCAACUCUUUUACGUGCCACUUGUCUGGCUGUUAUACUGGCCCAGCUGGGUAGUUUUGUUCCCUCUGAGACAUGCAUUAUCUCACUUGUGGAUACAAUCUUUACAAGGCUUGGUUCUUCUGAUCGAAUAAUGACUGGCGAGAGUACCUUUCUUGUGGAGUGCUCGGAAACAGCAUCAGUUCUUCAAAAUGCUACACAAGAUUCCCUUGUUCUUCUUGAUGAGCUGGGUAGAGGAACAAGUACUUUUGAUGGAUAUGCGAUUGCAUAUGCAGUGUUCCGCCAUCUUGUCGAAAAGGUUCAUUGCCGGCUGUUAUUUGCAACACAUUACCAUCCGCUGACAAAGGAAUUCGCAUCUCACCCACAUGUUACACUGCAACACAUGGCUUGCUCUUUUCAGUCGACAUCUAAAGGCGAGCAAGAGCUUGUUUUCCUAUAUCAGCUCACUAACGGAGCAUGCCCGGAGAGUUAUGGUAUGCAAGUUGCAAUGAUGGCCGGGAUCCCGAAAAAUGUAGUUGAAGCUGCCUAUAAGGCUGCACAAGUAAUGAAAAGAACUGUUGGGGAGAGUUUUAGGUCAAGUGAACAAAGAUCAGAGUUCUCAUCUCUCCACGAAGAGUGGUUGAAGACCCUUGUAAAUCUUUCAGAGGUUCGAAAUCGUGACUUCGACGAUGGCGAUGCUUAUGACACGAUGUUCUGCUUGUGGCAUGAGCUAAAAAAAUUCAUAUGGAGUCGGAAACUAAGUACAAAAGAAGCUUUUGAUUUCCAGAUUGCAUUGCAGGGUCCCUUUUCCCCCCUAAACAUGUACAUGUUCAUUAUCUGUUAUAUGAUUCUGCUGUUUUAGGGGGUCUUUUGCCCGUAAUAACAUUUUUAUUUUUGUUUUCUUCAGUCCUAUUUUACGGUCCAUGUUCGGGAUUCGUAAUUAUCAUUCUUAAAGACUCGAACUUGCAUCCUCACACUGGGAGUGCAACGUGCUUUGUC